This is a messenger RNA of Varroa destructor (honeybee mite), 2534 nucleotides long. Its product is annotated as innexin inx2-like. Gene Ontology annotation, molecular function: gap junction channel activity. Gene Ontology annotation, cellular component: plasma membrane; gap junction. Gene Ontology annotation, biological process: phototransduction. Lineage: Eukaryota; Metazoa; Arthropoda; Arachnida; Mesostigmata; Varroidae. The record is from RefSeq and is a predicted model, not a curated record.
UUAGCCGCCGACGCGAUGAUUUGAACACGUCCCUCUCCACGGCCCUCGUUCAACAUGGCCGUGUCGGGCCCGCUCAGAUCUGGCGGUAGUGAACGGCCCUGAAAGACGGUGCUGCUGAUUCUGUCGAACGAAUAAACAACGCUCGAUAAGCGCUCAAGGGGAGACCGAUGAGUCGUGCACGAACCAACAACGGAAAUAAGCAACCAACCAGUCAACCGACUGAUCAUAUGUGACAUCGCGGCGUUGCCGGGUGCCUGAACAUUGCCAAAGUUGCAGGUAGCCCAUAUGGAACAUGUUGGAGUAAGAGAGGUAGCUCUCGGACGUAGAAAAUAAACGACAGAAGAGCAAAGCACACUCGUGAUUGGUCUCGUUGUAUGGGAAUUUGUACAGUGUUUGUGAGUCAGUAGAGUGUUUCAAAAAACAGUUUGUCGAAAACAGGAGACGAUAGUGGGAGAAAUCGCACGUGUCCCCCUUGCUGCACUGUCCAUUGUUUGUUAGAAAGAAAAAAAAAUACCCCUCUCUCAUUGGUCACCAGACUGUGCGACGGAGGGGCUGUGGCUGCAGUAAUUUAAAACUAAAGCGUAAGAAGCGCAUAGCCGCCCCCUAAUUAGCUAGCCAUGUUUUACAUGUUGGCCGGCCCUUUGGGCCGUGCGGUGAAAAUCCAUCGCAUUGUUAUUGACAACCAGAUCUUCCGUCUUCAUUAUAAUGCGACCACGUUACUGCUAGUGUUUUUCAGUAUACUAGUCACCUCAACACAAUACUUUGGUGACCCAAUCAACUGUGUACAACACGACUCGAUUCCUAACAAUGUACUCAAGACCUUCUGCUGGCUACACGGCACGUUCAAUCUUCCUGAAGCGUAUAACAAAUCAAUUGGACCUAAAGGAGUACCAUACAGCGGAAUCGAUAAAUUUACACCAGGACAACCUAGAAAAUAUUUCUUGUACUACCAGUGGGUCUGCUUCGUACUGUUCCUUCAGGCAGUAACCUUCUAUGCGCCUCACUGGAUCUGGAAGCUCUACGAAGGUGGACUGGUCCGGCGUCUUACCCAAGAUCUUGACUGUCCUGUCAAAGACCGCGCGGAAGUUUGUAGUAAAGCAGGCGUUGUAGCAAAAUACAUUAGCACACAUUUGGGAUUGCAUGCAUGCUAUUUCUACGCUUACGUAUUCUGCGAGUUUCUCAAUUUCGUUAACGUCGUCGCACAGAUUCUCAUCACGGACAACUUCCUCGGCAAUAUGUUUACUACGUUUGGCACCGAUGUCCUGAAGUACGACGAAAUGAACCCCGAAAUUCGAAAUGAUCCGAUGUCUCGUGUGUUCCCUCGACUGACGAAGUGCGCGUUCCAUAUGUUCGGUACUUCGGGUGACGUGCAAAAAUAUGAUGCGCUCUGCAUUCUUGCGCAGAACAUCAUUAACGAGAAGAUCUAUAUCUUCCUCUGGUUUUGGUGGGUGUUGUUAGCCCUCGGAAGCGGCGUCGCCGUUGGGUACCGACUCGGCACGAUAAUGAUGCCCCGACUGCGUCACACGCUUUUAAAAAAUCGUGCUAGGAUCACCGACCGCCGAACCAUCGAUACUGUAAUGCGUCGUCUAUGCGCCACCGACUGGUUCCUCGUCUAUAUGCUAUCGAAGAAUAUGCAUCCAGUUCACUAUCGUAUCUUCUUGCAAGAACUUUCCAAGGAGUUCUCCACGACCGACGGUUCGCGCUUGCUCAACAAAGAAAAUGAUUCAAAUACUAGCACCGUUUAAACAGCCGCCACCCGUAAACUGAAAUGACACUAAUUGAGCGCGAGAAUGAUCGAGAACGGUUUGCGGCAAUUAUAAAGUAUACCCUGUAUCAAAUAAAAAACAAAAAGAAAAAAAAAAACAUUGCAUAGAGACCGAGUAAGAAAGACCGAAAGAGCAAAUUAGUACAAAUACACACGAUGGCAGGGGAUCAUCGGAGUCAAUAGCAGAAUUGCUACAGCAGAACCAAUGGAAUAUGUGGUAUAUUGAAUGGAGUGAAAGAUGUCUGCUGGUGAAUAAGAAUAGAUGGACAAGAGGUGCAUACUGAAUAGCUCUUAGUUGGUUACCGAACGAUCAACCCUUCUCACUUUGGAGAUGAAUGACGCCGUUUGAAUUUUCGGUUGACAGGACGAAAGCAAGAGACGUUUAUUUCGGUCCAAACGAAGAUUCGAAAGGGCCGCUUGUGUGAAUGUGUACAAAAUGCCUGUGGUUUUAAUAUUACAUUGUGGAAAUGCUCGAGAUUGACUAUAUUCCACCAUAAAAGUAAUGCAAUACACAGAAUCGCUAGUAAUACUAUCGCAAAAACUUACUAUCGAACUUUCAACAAGAAAGAACGAAGUUUAGUGGUAAUGCGUACGGCCCACAUUUCCCAAGUGCGGGCAGGGGGCCAUCUCAACCCGACAGUCUUUCAAAAUGCGUCUUAAGGCACACUGAAUCUCACCUAUACUACCUACUGUCUAUAUAUAGGACCAAAAUAAACUUUGUGAAUGUAUGGGAAAAUAAAUAAUGACGUAUUUUAGUAAGAAAAGUCUA